GGGCCGAGCCUGGGCAGCCGGACGCCUUUUUGGAUACUGCCAGGACCUCGGACGGCGAAGGCGAGCAAAACCUCUCCAGUCUCCAGCGGCGUUGGCGCGGACCCCAAGCGCCUCUUUCUCCAGCCUUCUCCGCUUUUCGAGCCCUUUCCCUGACGGCAUGUGGGGCUGGGGGAGCUCCUGGUCCGCGCUGGCCGGACUGCUGGCCUCUUGGCUCCUGCUGGCAGGAUCUAGUUUGGGGUCCAGAUGGAAAGGUCCAAAAUUAAAUAUUACAGGAACACAACAUGUCAUACAGGAAGGGGACUCUUUAAACAUCAUGUGCAGCGGGGAAGUGGUCCAUUCAUGGUCUCUGCCUGAAAGUCUCACUAAGGACAGCAAACGGGUGGAUAUAAUUACCAGUACUUGUGGAAGGAACGGAAAGCAGUUCUGCAGCAGCCUGACCUUGAACAGGGCCCAGCCCGGCGACACUGGAUAUUAUAGCUGCAAAUACCCAUCCUCAAGUGCUCUGAGAAAGAAGACAGUGUCAAAAAUAUAUGUAUUUAUCAAUGGUACACACAACCCAUUUGUAAAGAUGCACAAGGAUGUACCAGAAACAAUACUCAUGAUGGAUGGGCAAGAACUUAUCAUCCCAUGCAGAGUUACAGCACCAGAUAUCCGUGUUAAAUUAAAAAUGAACCAAGGGGAAAGCAUCAUGCCUGAUGGGAAGACAAUAAUCUGGGAUAGCACCAAGGGAUUUGUAAUACCAAAUGCAACAUACAAGUUCAUAGGCCUUCUCGCCUGUGAAACCAAUGUUGAUGGGCAUGACUAUAGCACCAAUUAUCUCACAUUCAGGCAGGCCAACGAAAUCCUCAGUGUCCAGUUGAAUGCCUCAAGGCCAGUCAAGUUGUUAAAAGGACACAACCUUGUCCUUAACUGCACUAUCACUGCAGCCUGGAACACAAGAGUUCAGAUCACAUGGAAAUAUCCUGGUGAGGCAAGCAAAAGAGGCACUAUUGCCAGAAGUAUUGUACAAAGAAGUGAUGAACCCAACUUGUUUUAUAGUAUUCUUGUUAUUGAUAAAGUCCGUGAUAUUGAUAAAGGACAAUACACUUGCAAUGUAAAGAGCGGCCCAUCUCUGAAAUCAGUUAAUACUACUGUUCAUAUUUAUGAUAAAGCAUUUAUCACUUUGAAACCUCGAAGAAAAAAUGUGCUGGAAGUGCUAUCUGGCAAGAAGUCCUAUCGACUUUCUAUCAAAGUGAAAGCAUUCCCUACACCAGAGGUUAUAUGGUUGAAAGAUGGGCUGCCUGCUGCUGAAAUGUGUGCUCGGUAUAAAAUUAAAGGCUAUUCACUCAUCAUAAAACAUGUUUCUGAAGAAGAUGCGGGAAACUACACUAUAUUGCUGAACACGUCACCAUGGAAUUUGCAUAAAAACCUAACAGUUUCACUAAGAAUAAAUGUGAAACCUCAUAUUUAUGAAAAGGUCUCAUCAAUAUCUGGUCCUAAUCUCUAUAAAGUGGGAACUGAGCAAAUUCUAACAUGCAUUGUUUAUGGCAUUCCUCAACCUACCUUCCAGUGGAUCUGGCAUCCCUGUCAACAGAAUCACUCCUUGGCAAGGCAUGACUUUUGCUCCAAUCCAGAGAGAUCUUUCAUCUUGAAAUCUGGAAGCUCUACAGGAAACAAAAUCAAAAGCAUCACACAAAGAACAGCAAUAAUUGAGGGGAAGAAUAAGACUGCCAGCAUAUUGACUGUGGCCGAAUCUAGGUCCUCUGGAAGCUACAGCUGCAUAGCUUCCAACAAAGUGGGAAGUGAUGAAAGAAGCAUCAGUUAUUUUGUAACAGAUGUGCCAAAUGGAUUUCAUAUUAACUUAAAGAAAACACCAGUGGAAGGAGAAACACUUGCGUUGUCCUGCUUAGCCAACAAACUUCUCUACAAAGACAUUGCCUGGAUAUUGCCAAGGACAGUCAAUCAGACAAGAAUAAAAAAGCCAGCCGUUAAGGAUUACUCCAUUGACCUCACACUCAUAAUCAAGAAUGUUACGCUUGAACACUCAGGGACCUAUGCCUGCCGAGCAAGGAACAUAUUCACUGGAGAAGAUGUGGUUCAAGAGAAAGACGUUACAGUCAGAGCUCAGGAAGCUCCAUACCUUCUCCGGAACCUCACUGACCAGGUGAUCAAUACCAGCCACUCUGUUAGCCUGGAGUGUCAUGUUUACGGUGUGCCCGAGCCCCAGAUAUCCUGGUACAAAAACAACAAACAGAUACUCCAAGAGCCAGGUAUAAUUCUGGGUCCAGGAAAUCAAAGUCUAUUGAUUGAAAGAGUGCAAGAAGAUGAUGCUGGCCAAUACCAGUGUGUAGCUAGUAACCUGAAAGGGACGGUGGAAAGUUCAGCCUACGUCACCAUUCAAGGGAUUUCAGAGAGCUCAAACCUGGAGCUAAUAACAUUGACCUGUACCUGUGUGGCUGCAACACUCUUCUGGCUUCUAUUAACACUCUUCAUACGUAAGCUAAAAAGGCCUUCUCCUGCUGAAAUAAAGACAGAUUAUUUAUCAAUCAUAAUGGAUCCUGAAGAAGUCCCCCUAGACGAACAAUGCGAACGACUUCCUUAUGAGGCCAGCAAAUGGGAAUUUGCCCGGGAAAGACUUAAACUGGGAAAGACACUUGGGCGAGGCGCUUUUGGGAAAGUAGUACAAGCAGCUGCUUUUGGAAUCAAAAAAUCCCCCACAUACAAAGUUGUUGCUGUGAAAAUGUUGAAAGAAGGGGCCACUGCCAAUGAGUAUAAAGCUCUCAUGACUGAGCUGAAGAUCCUGAUACAUAUCGGCCAUCAUCUCAAUGUUGUGAAUUUGCUGGGAGCUUGCACAAAAAGUGGAGGUCCAUUAAUGGUGAUAGUUGAGUAUUGCAAAUAUGGAAAUCUAUCAAGCUACCUGAAGAGCAAAAGAGAUUUCUUUGUUACUAACAAGGACACAUCCAUUCAAGAAGAGCUGAUAGCAGAGGAGAAGGAAGCUGAACCAACUGGCAGUAGGAAAAAAAGAUUGGAGAGCAUCCCAAGUCACGAGAGUUUAGCAAGCUCUGGGUUUCAGGAAGAUAAAAGUUUAAGUGACGUGGAGGAGGAAGAGGAGGACUCUGGUGAUUUUUACAAGAGGCCUCUCACCAUGGAAGAUCUGAUGUCCUACAGUUUUCAAGUCGCCAGAGGUAUGGAGUUCUUGUCAUCUCAAAAGUGCAUCCAUCGAGACUUAGCAGCCAGAAAUGUACUUUUAUCUGAAAACAAUGUUGUGAAGAUCUGUGAUUUUGGCCUUGCAAGAGAUAUUUAUAAGAACCCUGAUUAUGUGAGAAAAGGCGAUGCCCGUCUCCCUCUCAAAUGGAUGGCACCAGAAUCAAUAUUUGAUAAAAUCUAUAGUACCAGAAGUGAUGUUUGGUCAUAUGGGGUGCUCCUAUGGGAAAUAUUUUCCUUAGGUGCAUCUCCAUAUCCAGGUGUUCAAAUAGAUGAAGACUUUUUCAACAAAUUAAAAGAAGGCAUAAGAAUGAAGGCCCCAGAUUUUGCAACCUCAGAAAUCUACCAGAUCAUGCUGGACUGUUGGCAAGGAGAUCCAAAUGAAAGGCCAAGGUUCUCAGAGCUGGUGGAGAGAUUAGGAAACCUUCUUCAAGCAAAUGUGCAACAGGAUGGCAAAGACUACAUCCCCUUGAAUAAUAUUUUGUCAGUGGACUCUGGAUUUGACUGUUCACCUCUGAUUUCUCCUAAUCCUCAUGGGAUGGAAAGUGAUUCAGUGACAGUUUUGAAUUAUACUGUUUCUGAAAAUAAUGGAAGACACAUUAAUGCCUUCAGAAUGAAGCCACCACAGAGGGUCAAGACCUUUGAGGAACUUUCACCCAAGGACAAAUUUGAACACGAAGAUUGCCAAGUUGACAGCGGAAUCGCACUGCCUUCAGAAGAGCCGAAACGUUUUACAUGGACUGGAAGCAAACAAAAGCAUCUUUUCUUUGGCCUCCACUCUGCCAAGAGGAGCAAGGAAUCUCUCCUUUCCAACAUCACCAAACGAGACUUCUACAGUUUCAGUUGCGGUCACAUCAGUGAUGUGACCCAGCCCUUUACACGUGACAGCAUAACAUUGGGAGAAAAGCAUGGUUUCCCUCCACCCAACUAUAAUUCUGUGGUUCGGUAUUCAACUCCCCCUGUUUAGCAAAGGACUUUUUAAUUAUUCAAGCAGCUGUUCCUCUUACCUGUCAUUUAAAUAUUGCACUGUGCUUCCUGCUGAUGCUUAUUGAUGCAAUACUACCUAUGUACAGCAUUAUAUUCUAUGAAGUGCCAUACAUGAACACUUCCACAUAGUGCUUCUACUGUGGUAUUAACUCCCCAACCAACAGUGAAAACUUGAUAAAGAAAAGAUGCCGGCUGAGGUGGAAGAGCAGUGUUUCCUCACUAUGAAAUGCCCUAUUGUACAUUUUUGUGCUAGUCUCGAGCAACACAAUGGUGAGGAAGUUGAAUUAACUGAACUAGAAAGCUGCUUCCAGUGUAGUCUAGCCAGUUCCCAGCUGAAACUUUGUAUCUCUAUUAUGUGCACAGUUGAGUACUUGUGUAUACAUUCUCUCAAAAACAAUUUUUAAACAAAAUGCUAAAAGCCAUUCUGGCAAUGUUUUGAUUAUAUCAGUCAAGGUGGAAGAAAAAUGCAAAACUGGCAGAAGGUAAUUCUGCCAAUCAGACUCAAACAUGGACAUUUUUUCUAUCUGACUUUCUGGAGAAUAGCCAUGCAAAUGAAGUCGAACAGGGUGCUAUUUUACAACUAGAGCGAUGGCUAGAACCUAUUACUAUCACUAGGUGGCGGCAAUAAGAGAAAAUGAUGCAUCUAUGAAGAAGUGAAGAUAUUUGGGAACUGGGCUCUCCAGAAUUAACAAAUUGUGGCCAGGGUCCUGCAACUCAUACUUAUGUGUGUGGCUUGUGCAUUCCUAAGUGUGGGACGCAGAACACUAUUUGCUUUCAAAUGCACUCUCCAAAAACCUUCACUGCCUAGCAGCUGUCAAAGGGCCCUUACUGCAGUCUCUUACCAAUAGGAAUGGGAGGAAAACAACUCAGACUAUGAAGAUAUGGCUGCCCCAAAUUCUGAAGAGAGGGAAAAGCAACUGAAAUGAGGGUGUAUGCUCAAACUGAGAGCACCCUCAUUCUCCCUUCUUGAGCUGAGACCAAUUGCUUUUCCAUGGUUUCAACCACCUCCUUUCAAUAAAUAAUAGGGAGCCUUCCUAGGGCUUGGCAGUUGUUGGAUACUAGGCAGGUGAGUAGGAAAUACAGGCAGAUGCAGGAUCAUGGCCUUUGUUUACUUUUUUGCCACUAUUGUGCAUACCUGCUAAAACUGUAGUGUGCCAAAAGAAUUCUGGUUUUUGUUUACAGCACUGAAGCAGAUCCUUAAAAGAAACACAAGAAUUGGGCUGUUGCUGAAGCCAUGAAAAGACUCAGAGCUCUGUCCUAUCUCAGUGUAGUACCAGCAACCCAGUAUGCCAUAGCACUAGCACUGGCAAAGCCAUAGCGUGUCACUGAAAUGGGGGAAAAGGAAAAUGUGGGCCUAUCUGUCAGUGAGCAACAUCUACAGAAAGUGUCCCAAAGCCAUUCUAUCAGCAGUCUUCCACAGACACCACAAUGCAGGUCUCACACUGUUGUGGUAUUACAUUUGACCCUAUGGUGGAACACAGCGUUCUAAGAAUGUCAGUAUCCACAUACACACACUUCUUGUCUUCAUGAUAAAAGGCAAAUAUGAAAAGUUGGAUGCAACAAUUAAAAUUUCUAAACCACAAGUUGGCAUCUGAGCAGAGUUGCCUUGGAUCAUCAAUAUCUUGCAUAGCUCUUUAUAGCCGACUACACAGUCUAUAUGCUGCUUCAGAGUCACAGCACUAUUUGUUGAUGCUUUACUCAGUGCACUUCAUUUUAUUGUUGUUGUUUAACCUUGCGAGACUUCAGAAUUCUUUAUCUCUGUCCUAUUAUAUUUUCCUUUUAUGUUCCAAUUCCAAGUGACAGCACAGUAAUUCAUAAUAAAUUGUGGCGGCUAGUCUUUGGUGAAACCAAUGUGUCCUGUUGCAACUAUACAUGUGAAUUGGAAGGCCAGUUAAGCUAUGUCUAAUAUACUGCUGAAUCUAAUAUUAUUGCUGCUAUUUACAACUAUAACAUUUAUUUAGUGCAAAGAGCAUUUAUGCUAAAAUGUGGAGAGAUUAUCAGUGAACCAUUCUUUCCGUUCAUAAAUAAACCAUCAAGAAAUUUAGGUAACAAUAAGUACUUGAUAAAGCAAUGUAACUUUUAAGUAGUAAACAGGUCCCAUUGUUUUCUGGGACUUCAUCAUAACAAAUGUAAAUUGCAACCAAAGUUCAAUAGAUUUAUGAUAUAAAUGCAUACCUGCAAAUCUGGUAUAAGUGCCACUGAUCUUGGUACAUACUUCUGAACAGAAAUGUGUAGCAUUACACUCUCAAAAGAGCUUUUCAGUACAAAAACAUUUUAAACUCCCACUUCUAAAACCCAAAGGAAUGCAAUCUUUGUGCACCCUCUUAAAAGAGUACAGUACCAAACAUCUUUUGACACAGAGUUCAUUUAUUAGCUAUUGAGGAGAUGAAGGGGAGUGUUAGUGUCAUCUUCAAAUAGGAUACUAAUAGCUGUAAAUAGAAUAUUUAAAAUUAAAAUUGCUUUAAUAAACUCACUGGAAUUUUUUUUUCUUUUAAGUGAAUUUUGCUAUGGUAAGUGUAUGUAAAUAAACUCAUACUUAUGCUUAAAACUUUUAAAUCUAUUUUCACAUGUAUUUUCUAAAUUUUCAUAAUAAAACUGAUUUUUAAGCUUUG
Anolis carolinensis (green anole) is the source of this 6782-nucleotide messenger RNA. It is a transcript of the gene flt1, whose product is annotated as fms related receptor tyrosine kinase 1. The transcript has 30 exons. NCBI's taxonomy places the organism in Eukaryota, Metazoa, Chordata, Lepidosauria, Squamata, Anolidae. The coding region runs from base 158 to 4150 and encodes 1330 amino acids. The record is from RefSeq and is a predicted model, not a curated record. Gene Ontology annotation, molecular function: ATP binding; growth factor binding; vascular endothelial growth factor receptor activity. Gene Ontology annotation, cellular component: plasma membrane; signaling receptor complex. Gene Ontology annotation, biological process: vascular endothelial growth factor receptor signaling pathway; protein phosphorylation; positive regulation of kinase activity.